UCGGAUGGUCCCGGAGGCAUGUGCUAUUCCAUCAAGGCUCCCGAAAGGCAGUCUGAGCCAACAUCCCAAGCAGGGGAACUUAGAGCUUGAUAGAAGUUGAGAUGCGGUUCACCAGAAGUGUAUACCAUCAGGAAAACUGGGAAGACGUUUAGCCAAGCAUCCAAGAAACGAGGCUGCUUGGCGUGGGCCCGACACCUGGGGAGAGCUUCCCAGCUCUUUCCUCUUCACCAUCGACCUCCACCUUAAAUAGACAAGCGAACCAACGCAGCAGUCCAAUCAUGGCCCGGGGACAGCAUGGAAGCCAUGGCAAUGGGGAGAAUGCACCUUUGCUGUCUACACACAACUCGAGCCACCGCGUAACUCACACAUUCGCUGACGGCAUCGCUCAUGAAGGCGAGAGUGGACGACAUGGCUUUCAUCCUGCACAAUUCCUCUCCAUCGUUGCACGCUCCUCGAGCCGUGUCUCGGCGGCCGUCAAUCUUCUCUGGCCAUUCGUGAUCGUGGCCAUCGUGCUCAACUAUGUUACCGACGCCCAUCUCUGGAUCUUCGCAACAUCGUAUCUGGCCAUGAUACCCGCUGCGAACCUGCUCGGUUUCGCAGGACAGGAGUUCGCUAGGAAAAUGCCAAAAGUGGCGGGUAUCCUCAUCGAAACGACAUUUGGGUCCAUUGUCGAGAUCGCGCUCUUCGUUAUCUUAAUCGUCAAGCACGAACCACAAGAUGGAGAAGGAGAGGGCAAUGGAGAUGAAGGUAAUCUCAUUCCAAUUAUCCAGGCUGCCAUUCUGGGCUCAAUCCUCACCAAUCUGCUACUUUGCUUGGGUUUGUGCUUCGUUGCCGCUGGUGUGCGAAAGCACACUCAGAACCAGAAAUUCCAUUCUGUUGUCUCAGAAGUCGGUAGCGGACUGCUCCUCGUCGCAGCAUUUGGCCUGUUGAUUCCAUCGGCAUUCUACUCCGCACUGAAGUCCGAGACCGUGUCGGCACUUCACGAACAUUUCACACGGGAUACGCUUGAGAACGACAUUCUGCGAAUCAGCCAGUACACCUCCAUAAUCCUCAUCAUUGCCUACGGACUGUACCUGCUCUACAGUUGUACAUCGGCGCAUUCUAUCUUCGACGAGGUCAUCGAGCAAGACGAGCACGCGGACGAAGACCACCACGAGGAUAUGGCUAAGCCAAAACUCACUAUGACGGAGGCCCUUAUGGCGAUCGCAAUUGCCAUUGUGUUCGUUGUCAUCCUCCUGGUCAUUCUCGUCGCUCAGAUUGAGCCUGUGGUCGAGAGCGGCGUACCAGACCAGUUCCUUGGCUUGAUCCUGCUUCCAUUGGUUGAGAAGGCAGCUGAGCAUCUCACGUCUAUCGAUGAGGCUUGGGAUGGCGUCAUUAACGUGGCACUGUAUCACUGCAUCGGUCCCUCAAUCCAGACGGCGCUGUUCAACGCACCCCUGGUUGUGCUCGUCGGCUGGGCGCUCGGAAAGCCAAUGGAUCUCAACUUCGAAAUCUUCAUGAUCGUUCUCCUUGUGCUCUCUAUUCUCGUGGUCGGCAACUUUUUACGCGAUCAAGAGAGCAAUUGGCUCGAAGGGAGCUUGCUGGUGGUCGUCUAUGUCAUCAUCGCGAUUGCCUCGUACUACUAUCCAAAUCCGGAUGUUGCAACAAGCAAUGGUCUUGAGGGCGUCGUGAGCCAGAACAUUACGAUUCCUCUCGAGCUUUACAAGCAGUUGAUCGCACUGCCGGUGGCCCAUGGUGAGCUGUAAAUGUACCGACAAGCCUAGAGAAGAGUGAGAAGGCUCCAACGCACGAGAUAUUACGAUUAGAGCGAGCUACACACUGAUACUGCAACACUGCUGCUCUUACAGUCCUCCCA
This is a messenger RNA of Cercospora beticola, 1855 nucleotides long. RefSeq lists its product as uncharacterized. The record is from RefSeq and is a predicted model, not a curated record. Gene Ontology annotation, cellular component: fungal-type vacuole membrane. Gene Ontology annotation, molecular function: calcium:proton antiporter activity. Gene Ontology annotation, biological process: intracellular calcium ion homeostasis; calcium ion transmembrane transport. Lineage: Eukaryota; Fungi; Ascomycota; Dothideomycetes; Mycosphaerellales; Mycosphaerellaceae.